Molecule: messenger RNA, 4470 nt
Organism: Antrostomus carolinensis (chuck-will's-widow)
Lineage: Eukaryota; Metazoa; Chordata; Aves; Caprimulgiformes; Caprimulgidae
Gene: PPFIA2
Product: PPFI scaffold protein A2
Exons: 25
Coding region: 94-3000 (968 amino acids)
Biological process (GO): synapse organization
Cellular component (GO): presynaptic active zone
Molecular function (GO): protein binding
Source: RefSeq, a predicted model, not a curated record
UAACAGCGCCUAUCAAAUGGCUCCAUAGACUCAAAUGAUGAAGCCAGUCAAGUUGUUGAACUUCAGGAACUACUGGAAAAGCAAAACUAUGAAAUGGCACAAAUGAAGGAGCGUUUGGCUGCACUGUCUUCCCGGGUGGGAGAGGUAGAACAGGAAGCAGAGACUGCCAGAAAGGAGCUCAUUAAAACAGAAGAAAUGAACAGUAAAUAUCAGAGGGACAUAAGAGAGGCAAUGGCACAAAAGGAAGAUAUGGAAGAAAGAAUAACUACACUGGAGAAGCGCUACCUCAGUGCACAGAGAGAAUCCACCUCCAUACAUGACAUGAAUGAUAAGCUGGAAAAUGAACUGGCGAACAAGGAAGCCAUCCUACGUCAGUUGGAAGACAAAAACAGACAGCUACAAGAACGUCUAGAGCUGGCUGAGCAGAAACUGCAGCAGACGAUGAGAAAGGCUGAAACCUUACCUGAAGUGGAGGCUGAACUGGCUCAGAGAAUUGCAGCUCUGACUAAGGCAGAAGAAAGACAUGGAAACAUUGAGGAACGUAUGAGACACUUAGAAGCUCAACUUGAAGAGAAGAAUCAGGAACUUCAAAGAGCAAGGCAAAGAGAAAAAAUGAAUGAGGAGCACAACAAAAGAUUAUCGGAUACUGUAGACAGACUUUUGACAGAGUCCAAUGAACGUCUGCAGCUACAUUUAAAAGAGAGAAUGGCAGCACUUGAGGAAAAGAAUGUUUUGAUUCAAGAAUCUGAAAGUUUUAGGAAAAAUCUAGAAGAAUCUUUACAUGACAAGGAAAGACUUGCUGAAGAAAUUGAGAAACUGAGAUCUGAACUGGAUCAAAUGAAAUUGAGGGCUGGUUCUUUAAUUGAACCCACUUUGUCAAGGCCUCACCUUGACACAUCAGCAGAGCUGAGGUACUCUGUGGGCUCACUGGUUGAUAGCCAGUCUGACUAUCGGUCAACUAAAGUGAUAAGGCGACCUAGAAGAGGCCGCAUGGGCGUACGCAGAGAUGAACCGAAGGUAAAAUCACUUGGAGAUCACGAGUGGAAUAGGACCCAGCAGAUUGGCAUUUUGAGCAGCCAUCCUUUUGAAAGUGACACUGAAAUGUCUGACAUUGAUGAUGAUGAUAGAGAAACACUCUUCAGCUCCAUGGACCUCCUGUCACCAAGCGGUCAUUCCGAUGCCCAGACUCUGGCCAUGAUGCUUCAGGAGCAGCUAGAUGCAAUCAAUAAAGAAAUCAGGUUAAUCCAAGAAGAGAAAGAGUCGACAGAACUGCGUGCUGAAGAGAUAGAGAACAGAGUGGCCAGCGUGAGUCUGGAAGGCUUAAAUCUGGCCAGAGUCCACCAAGGUACAUCUAUUACUGGCUCAGUGACGGCAUCAUCACUUGCAAGCUCAUCUCCUCCCAGUGGACACUCAACUCCUAAACUCACCCCUCGAAGUCCAGCCAGGGAGAUGGACAGAAUGGGGGUUAUGACGCUGCCAAGCGACCUAAGGAAACAUCGGAGAAAGAUUGCAGUAGUUGAAGAAGAUGGGCGUGAAGACAAAGCCACGAUCAAAUGUGAAACUUCUCCUCCUCCAACACCAAGAGCUAUCAGAAUGACUCAUACCCUUCCUUCUUCCUACCAUAAUGAUGCUAGAAGUAGCUUGCCUGUUUCAUUGGAGCCAGAAAGCAUUGGUCUUGGCAGUGUCAAUAGCAGCCAGGACUCCCUACACAAAGCUCCCAAGAAGAAAGGAAUCAAGUCUUCAAUAGGACGUUUGUUCGGUAAAAAAGAGAAGGCACGACUUGGACAGCUCAGAGGUUACAUGGAAACAGAGGCAGCUGCUCAGGAGUCUCUUGGAUUAGGCAAACUUGGAACCCAAGCAGAAAAGGACCGAAGACUAAAGAAAAAACAUGAACUUCUGGAAGAAGCUCGGAGAAAGGGUUUGCCUUUUGCACAGUGGGAUGGGCCAACGGUGGUUGCCUGGCUGGAGCUCUGGCUAGGCAUGCCAGCCUGGUAUGUUGCUGCCUGCCGUGCCAACGUGAAGAGCGGAGCUAUUAUGUCUGCUUUGUCCGAUACUGAGAUUCAAAGAGAAAUUGGAAUCAGCAAUCCUCUUCAUCGCUUAAAGCUCCGAUUAGCAAUCCAGGAGAUGGUAUCACUGACAAGUCCAUCUGCACCUCCAACAUCCAGAACACCCUCAGGCAAUGUUUGGGUGACCCAUGAAGAAAUGGAAAAUCUUGCUGCUCCAGCUAAAACGAAAGAGUCUGAAGAAGGAAGCUGGGCACAGACCCUGGCUUAUGGUGAUAUGAACCAUGAAUGGAUAGGUAACGAAUGGCUCCCCAGUCUGGGUUUGCCUCAGUACCGAAGUUAUUUUAUGGAAUGCCUGGUAGAUGCAAGGAUGUUAGAUCACCUGACAAAGAAAGAUCUGCGCGUGCACUUAAAAAUGGUGGAUAGCUUUCAUCGAACAAGCUUGCAAUAUGGAAUCAUGUGUUUAAAGAGGUUGAAUUAUGAUAGAAAAGAACUGGAAAAGCGAAGAGAAAUGAGUCAGCAUGAAAUAAAAGAUGUGCUGGUGUGGAGCAACGAUCGAGUCAUACGCUGGAUACAAGCUAUUGGCCUCCGAGAAUAUGCAAAUAAUAUUCUAGAAAGUGGUGUACAUGGCUCACUUAUAGCACUGGAUGAAAACUUUGAUUACAGCAGUUUAGCUUUAUUAUUACAGAUUCCAACACAAAACACACAGGCACGGCAGAUCCUUGAGAGAGAAUACAACAACCUUUUAGCACUAGGAACUGAAAGACGACUUGAGGAAAAUGAUGACAAGAACUUCAGACGUGGCCCCUCCUGGCGACGACAGUUUCCUCCACGUGAGGUUCACGGGAUCAGCAUGAUGCCAGGCUCCUCGGAAACGCUGCCAGCUGGGUUCAGAUUAACCACAACAUCAGGGCAGUCGCGGAAGAUGGCGACUGAUGUUGCUUCAUCACGACUGCAGAGGUUAGACAGCUCAACAGUUCGCACAUACUCAUGCUGACAAGGCCUAGCAAAGAAGCCAGCACUGAAUUGUUAUGUCAUCUCUUUCUUCUACUUUACCUGAAGUGCACUACCACUACUUAGGAAAACGAGCAUUAAAACUCUCUGCAAGAACAGGGUAAUAGGGAAGAGAACACAUAAAGUUUAUCAGACAAACAGAUAAAAUGUUCCUUUCAUGUAUUGGUUAAUUUAAAAGAAGAAUCAAAAAAUACCUAAAUUACUAAAAAAACCAAACCACCGACAACUUCCCCCUUUGCUCUCAGCAUCUCUGUCAUCAGAAAUUUGGCAGUAAUGCACACCCAAAGCGUUUAUCAGAUGAAGCCACUCAUUUUUACAUUGUUCCAUCUGUUUUAUUGUAAAAUACUAGACAUUUACGUAUUUACUGUGUAUGUAUUUCUUUUAAAAUGUGUAAGUCUUAUGUAAAUGGAUAUAAAUAUGAUUUUUUUUAAAUAAAAUCUAUGGUACAUGGGGUCUCACUACAAACAUUUGAAAAUACAGUGUCAAUAAUACUGUUUGUAUCUUUCCAUUCCACCAUUUUUACAGUUUUUGGAUUGUAACAGUCAAAUGAAUAUGUUUAGCAGAGUUAGAAGCUUCAACAUGUUCCUACUGAGAAAAAUCUGUCAAUAUUUAAAGCUGAACACCUGCCUCUGAUGAUGUAUAAUAGAAUAACAUAACCUGGAACUGGAGCCAAAAUGGACCUCUAAAGACAAAAUGGAAAUGUCAGAUAGCUCCAUGAUGGCUCACCUCUUAAAAACAAAUUUUAAACCCAGAAGAACUGUUUACAAAAAAAAAAAAAAAAAGCUAUUUAAUAAAACAUGAUUUAUACAAAAAACAAAAACUUUCUUCUAUGUUGCCUGCGGAUCCAGAAGAAUCUUGCUUUACCAAGAGCCACCUUUUCGUUCCAGGAUCUUCUGACACCAGCCAGCAUUGGAAAAUUAAAUCUAAUAUUUGCACAGAAUCAGAUUAUCAUUUGCAGAUAUAUUCAACAAAGAAAAUGAAAGAAAAGAGAAGCCACACCCCACCAUUUCUUCAUUAUAACAGGGCAUUAGACAGGCUUCUGUCUAACUUUAUGCUUUCAGCCAAGAUGGCCUUGCUGAGACUUCACAGAAGUCAGUUUUAUCAGAGGAAAUAACUGAAAGACAGAGUGAUUAAUAUAUAGUGUAUAAAAGUUUAGAAGAGCAACUAUUACCUGCUGUGGCUUUAUUUGGUGGUGUUAUUGUUGUUUAUUCUUUGUUUAAAUGGGAAGUUUCAAAGUAAGACCUACUUAAUAGUCAUUUACCUAUUUGCUAUUUUUCUGCUGCUUGAUCUUAGCUCAAGACCUGUCUUUUAGUUAUUUCUUUUAGCAGUUUGAUCUGCAAUGUUUGCACGUACAUAAACAUUUGUUUUGUCUAUUUUCAUUUGGCAAACUUCCGUCAAUCAGAUGGUGAAAGAUUUUUCUCCCCCAAUGUCAAUAAAAAAGAAUUCAGUGCUA